AUGGCAGUCAAUUGUAACAUGGAUAGUGAACCGAAGUUAAAUAUUUUCAAUUUGAAUGACUUUCCAGCAAUGCCUGGUAAGGAUUCUGGUAAGGGUGAUGUUCCUGACGGAAAUGGAACUUCUGAUAUUCAGCAUGCGAAAAAUAAUGAAGGAAAUGCGGAGCCACCAUCUGAUGAAAAUAAUACUGGCAAUGACAAAGCGAAAUCUAGCAUCCUUGAUAAAGACCAGAUGGGUAAAGAUACUGACAGUGACAGUGAUAUCUUUGCAAUAAAAAGUGCACCCGAAGGUGCUUCUCAAGUAAUGGAAAUAACUGAUGAUGAAGGACCUCGCUCACAAGACGAACCUCGUGUUCCUUACACUAUUGGAAGUCUCUCUCCCGUUGAUGAUGAUAAAAAUGAAGAACUGGACAGUCUUGAAGAAAUUGUUGUAGCGGCUUCAGUGUAUAGGAAUGAUAAAUCUGUGGAUGAUAUGCCAGAAGAAUGUGAUAUGGAUUCAGAGGUAAAUAAAGAAAGUGAUAUUGAAGAUGAUUUGGAAAAUGAUGAUAAAGGUUCAAACAUGAUGUCAGAAAGUCAGUGGAAUUUAGACCUAGAAACUAUACAGUAUGGAGGUCCUCCUCGAUCACUGGACGUUCACGACAGGGUUGAUGCAACCACCAACUCGUCCUCAGAUUCUCUCCGCUGCUCUGCUGCCAAGACUCUACCUGCCGCUGAACCUGACCUGGUUGUUUCUGCCUCGAGAACCUGA
Macrobrachium nipponense is the source of this 744-nucleotide messenger RNA. RefSeq lists its product as uncharacterized. Lineage: Eukaryota; Metazoa; Arthropoda; Malacostraca; Decapoda; Palaemonidae. The transcript has 3 exons. The coding region runs from base 1 to 744 and encodes 247 amino acids. The record is from RefSeq and is a predicted model, not a curated record.